AUGGUAUAAAAAGGGUAGUGCAGGGAUGGUGAGGCACAGUUGAUCUCCAGUCGGCUGCAGGAUGAGAGCUGCUUGCUUCGUUCUGUUCGCCCUCGCGGCUGCAGCCUCGGCCAGCCCCGCCUUCGACAGCAAUGACUACGAGACCAAGCUGACAACAACAAUGGACAUAAAGACCAAGCAAAUCUGGCUUCUGAAGCUCCUGAACCACAUCCUACAGCCGGUCAUGUACAAGGAAGUAGAAGAAAUCGGCAAGAACUUCAAAAUCGAGGACCAUGUUGACUUCUACUCGAAAUCCGAUGUUGUGAAGCGGUUUGUCAACUGCAUGAAGAUCGGCAUGCUUCCUCGUGGCGAGAUCUUCACUCUCCACGUCGACCGCCAGAUGAAGGAGGUCAUCAGCGCCUUCCACCUGCUCUACUACGCCAAGGACUUCACCACCUUCCUCAAGACUGCCUGCUGGAUGCGUCUCUACCUGAACGAGGGCAUGUUUGUCUACGCGCUCACUGUGGCCUGCCGCCACCGCGAGGACUGCCGCGGCAUCAUCCUGCCUCCUCCCUACGAAAUCUACCCGUACUACUUCGUCCGUGCUGAUGUCAUCCAGAAGGCCUACAAGCUGAAGAUGAAGAGAGGACUCCUUGACCCCAAGCUCUGCGAGUUCUACGGCAUCAAGAAGACCGACAAGGACGUCUAUGUGAUCGAUGAAAACGUUUAUGACAAGCGCGUGUACCUCAACCGCGACGACAAACUCAGGUACUUCACUGAAGACAUCGACCUGAACACCUACUACUACUACUUCCACGUUGACUAUCCGUUCUGGAUGAGGGAUGACAUCUUCAGAAACGACUUCACUAAGACCAGGCGCGGAGAAAUCUGCCUAUACAUGAUGCAGCAACUGCUUGCCCGACACUACUUGGAGCGCCUUUCGAACGGCCUCGGCGAGAUCACAACUCUUUCCUGGAACAAACCCAUCAAGAAGGGAUUCGUGCCCUGGAUGGCGCUGCACAACGGCGUCCAGCUCCCCAUGAGGUGGAACAACCACGUCAUCGUCCGUGAGGACAACGUCGAUGUCGUUCGCCUAGUCGAAGACUACGAGAUGAUCAUCAAGGAAGCUAUCAUCAAGGGAUACAUCGAGAUCAACAAUGUCAAGUUUGAGCUCAUCAAGCCUGAGGAUGUCGAAUACCUGGGCAGAUUAAUCUACGGAAAGAUCGAGAAAACCGACCUUGACAAGACUCGCUUCGAUGCUUACCGCUACCUUCUCAUCAUCAUGAAAUCCGCCAUUGGCCUCAACACGAUGAAGUCUGACAAGUACUUCGUGAUGCCAACACUCCUCGACAGCUACCAGACCGCUCUCCGUGACCCUGUCUUCUGGCGUCUUCAAAAGAGGAUCGUCGACUUCUUGAUUCUGUUCAAGAGGCGUCUGCCUUACUACACAAGGGAGGAACUGCAAUUCCAAGGAGUGAAGAUUGAGAAGGUUGUCGUUGAUAAACUUAUCACAUACUUCGAUGACUACUUCAUGGACAUGACUAACGCCGUUAUGCUAACCGACGAAGAGUUGAAGAAAACCACUUCUGACAUGACAUUCUUGGUUCGCAAGCGCCGUCUCAAUCACGAACCCUUCAAAGUAACCCUCGAUGUUUACUCAGACAAGGCCACCGACUGUGUUGUGAGAAUUUUCCUGGGACCGAAAAAGGAUGUUCACGGACGUCUGAUCGACUUCAACAGGAACCGUCUCAACUUUGUGGAGUUGGACACCUUCGUGUACAAACUGGACACCGGCAAGAACACCAUCGUCAGGGACUCUGUGGACAUGCACAACUUGGUGCGUGACCGCGUCAUGACCCAUGACUUCUGGAAGAAGCUCGACCACGCCAGUGACAUCAAGCAGCUGUACAUCAAGGACCUCAGGAACUACAACACCGGCUUCCCGACCAGGCUGCUCCUGCCCAAGGGUCGCGUGGGAGGCAUGGAGAUGAUGCUGUACUGCAUCGUAUCACCGCUGAAGAUCGUCGAGAACGUGGACCAGACUCUGAUCAGAGACACCACCCGCAAGGACUUCCUGGUGAACUUCAGAUCCACGGUGUUGUUGGACAAGAUGCCGCUCGGGUUCCCGCUGGACCGGUUCGUGGACGUGUCCCGGUUCUUCACCAGCAACAUGAAGCUGGUCGACGUGGUGGUGUACCACAAGAAGAAGGUGUGCGACAUGAAGAGCCGCUGGGAGAAGUUCGUGCUGAGGGACUACAACAUGGUGGACCGGACGCCCAUCGACGCCGGCACUUACUUCACCGACUUCGUGGAAGUGGACACCGACAUCCGCCGUAAGGACCGCUUCCGCGACGACAGCCUCGAGCAUCUGUAAAUGAUCCACCUCAGUGAUAAACCGAACGGCUAACACUUUAACUUAUGAAAUGUCAUGAUUACAAACGAGCUAACAAGCAUAUUUUUUAUUACAGAAAAAGAAUAUCAAGUAUGAUAUGUGACAAUAUUUAUUAAAGCAAGUAUUUAAAAUAUAA
Molecule: messenger RNA, 2507 nt
Organism: Plutella xylostella (diamondback moth)
Lineage: Eukaryota; Metazoa; Arthropoda; Insecta; Lepidoptera; Plutellidae
Product: basic juvenile hormone-suppressible protein 2-like
Source: RefSeq, a predicted model, not a curated record